Messenger RNA from Tachysurus fulvidraco (yellow catfish), 3601 nucleotides. It is a transcript of the gene arl13b, whose product is annotated as ADP-ribosylation factor-like 13b. Gene Ontology annotation, molecular function: GTP binding; GTPase activity. Bases 337 to 1584 code for a protein of 415 amino acids. Lineage: Eukaryota; Metazoa; Chordata; Actinopteri; Siluriformes; Bagridae. The record is from RefSeq and is a predicted model, not a curated record. The transcript is spliced from 10 exons. Gene Ontology annotation, biological process: non-motile cilium assembly; receptor localization to non-motile cilium. Gene Ontology annotation, cellular component: motile cilium; non-motile cilium; ciliary membrane.
GAGGAUUCUCCAGUUUAUUGGUAUGCUUAUGAACUUCAAGAGAGACUUUUUUUUAUUAGUCCACACGAAUUCAGCACUGAUACGUGAACGUGAAAGUAACGCAUUUGGAUCCUAACGUUUUCCCCGAGAGCGCUCCAUAAUAAUGGUUUGAGCAGCAUUUGUCCUUCAGCGCUCAUCCCUCAGCGGGAUAAGUUGGAAAUCCCUGAAUAAUCCCAGCGUAGCAGGGUUGCCCGAGGACGAGAGGAACACGAGCGUGUUUUGUUUUGCCUUUUACUUAGUCGAAGGUGCAGGAGAGUACGAGGUAGCCAGCAACUCGCUGUGCUUCUUUAACAAUCAAUGAAGUCCUCCUGGCUACAGAGGACGGUCAUUUGGAUAGGGCGCUUGAUGUCUUUGUGGCGCAGGUGCCGCAGGAAGGUGACGCUGGUAAUGGUGGGACUGGACAAUGCUGGGAAAACUGCCACAGUACGGGGCAUCCAAGGAGAGAGUCCUCUAGAUGUGGCUCCGACAGUGGGCUUCUCUAAAGUGGACCUGAAGCAGGGCAGGUUUGAAGUCACCAUCUUUGAUCUCGGUGGGGGGAAGCGGAUCCGGGGCAUCUGGAAGAACUACUACUCCGAGUCGUAUGGCGUGGUGUUUGUGGUGGACUCCAGCGACGUGCAGAGGAUCCAGGAGACCAGAGAGACCAUGGCAGAAGUGCUACGGCACCCUCGUAUUGCCGGCAAACCCGUGCUAGUGCUGGCCAACAAGCAGGACCGAGACGGUGCGAUGGCUGAAGCUGACAUCAUCGAGAGUCUGUCACUGGAAAAGCUCGUCAAUGAGAACAAGUGUCUCUGUCAGAUUGAACCGUGCUCAGCCGUCCUGGGCUACGGUAAGAAGAUAGACAAGUCCAUCAAGAACGGCUUGAACUGGCUCCUGAACAACAUCGCCAAGGACUACGAGGCGAUCACGGAGCGCGUUCAGAGGGACACGGCCGAGCAGCGCGUACAGGAGGAGCAGGAUAAGAAGGAGAGAGCAGAGCGAGUGAAACGCAUCCGAGAGGAGAGAGACAGACAGGAGCAUGAAGAGGUGGAGAAAGCAGGCAGGCAAAUAAAGGAGGAGGAGUCUGAGGAUGCUGAUAUGUCCAACCCAUUCCUGCCAAUCAACCAUAUCGUUGCAGAGAAUGAAAACAAACUGAAAAAAGCAAUGGAGAUGAAAAGGGAAGGAGAAGAGCUCACGGAGGACGGCGUCCCGGAGCCUAAGAGCAAACAGGAGGAGGAGGAGGAGAACGAGGAAGAACACGACGAGGAAGAGAGCGAAAGACAGACGCCGGAGAGCCCAGAAUCAGGUUCGACAGACCAGACCAAAAAGAAGAUAAAGAAAAUACGCCUGAAGCGGAAAAACCGCGUCGACCCUCUCAUAAUGGACGACGCAGCCAAGAGCCCGACUCCGCCCUCCGCACCCGUUGGAUGGGCUACUCCCAAAGUUUCUAGACUCCCCAAGCUCGAACCUCUCGGAGAUACGAGGCCUUCUGAUUUCUAUGGCAAGCCCCUCCCACCUGUAGCAAUUAGACAGAGACCAAACGGAGAAACCCAUGAUGUCAUUUCCUAGCCCCUCCUUCUCCUCUCCCCAUCCUCCCAAAAGGUUAGAGAUGCUUCGUCUCCACCAAUCACGCUCUGCAUUUUUUUUUUCUCAUUUCUCUCGUCUCCAAGCCCGGGCCGUGUAAAUACGCAACAAUCACCAGCCGGAGUCAGCGAGAGGAACCAAUCAGCUUGCUCGGAGGGAUCACGUGAACAACCAAGGACAGGAAUGCUACAAAGAAUUGUGGAUCAUUUUAAACAUUCAGCUGUGACUGAAUUCGGACCUACAUUACAAACAUGUAGCCGUUUUAUUUUUUCAUUCAACGACGAAGCAUUAUAAUCUUAAAUAAUAAGGUUAUAGUCUUCGUCCAAUUAGAUUAAAGAGUGUCUAAUCUUUAUUUUUAACUGAAUCACAUAACUGUGAAUUCGGCACUUUUUGGAACAUUACAUUUUGGCAUAUAUUAAGUGUCACUACAACUGUGCUGAACAAACUCUCCGGCUUCAAACUGUAUCCAUGAGACUUGCUCAUGUUUCUUUUUUUUUCUUUUUUUUUUUUUUUUUAUACAGACAUCUUUUGAGGAUUUCACCGGUUUGUCAACAACUUCCACAUUGUCACCAGCAGAAAAAUCACACAACAUGCAUAACAUGUUAAAGGAAAAAAUCACCCUGAACGUCUUUCCUAUUAAUCUUGAAUUAUUAAAACUGUGAGCUUCACUUGCAACGAAGAUUUCAUUUGUAUUGAAGAGAAACAGGUGGCUUAGUGGUUAGCACGUUCACCUCACACCUCCAGGGUUGGGGGUUCGAUUCCCACCUCCUCCUUGUGUGUGUGGAGUUUGCAUGUUCUCCCCGUGCCUCGGGGGUUUCCUCCGGGUACUCCGGUUUCCUCCCCCGGCCCAAAGACAUGCAUGGUAGGUUGAUUGGCAUCUCUGGAAAAUUGUCCAUAGUGUGAGUGUGUGAGUGAAUGAGAGUGUGUGUGUGUGUGUGCGCCCUGUGAUGGGUUGGCACUGCCUCGAGUUGUAUCCUGCCUCGAUGCUCGAUGACGCCUGAGAUAGGCACAGGCUCCCCGUGACCCGAGAAGUUCGGAUAAGCGGUAGUAAAUGAAUGAAUGAACAGAAACAUAAACUAUUUUCUCAGCCUGUUGGUCUGUUUCCGUACAUUACUCACAAUUCCGUCGGACUCCCUGACGAUCACGGGUAACGUCUCUGUACUUAAAGCGAGCAAUGCAGUGCAGCGGCGCUUUAAUCCUUCAACCGGAUACCGCAGUCUCCUCGUAGCUCUGUAGCCGAGAUGAGCCGAAUCUCCGACGCAACUUUUUCGCCGUAUCGCUGCAUUGCAUUCUGGGGCUUUGGGAGUCCAGGCUUUUGUGCUAAUGUUAACACUUGUGCUAAUGAGAACAAAAAUACAGAAUACAACCAACACGUGAGCAUCACCGAACACAGCAAAUAUUUCAAUCUAAACACGUCCGUGUUUCAGGGUGGAGUUUUCUUUUAAGUUGACUUUUUUUUUUCCCGAUGAGAAACACAGCAGAGAUCUUUACCUGGCUUAUACACACUUUGUCUCAUCAGACUAUUUUUGUUAUGUAGCUGAAUCAUGUACCGAUUACAGCGGAGUGCUUUGUUUAAAAAGGACAAAAAGCCUUUUAUGUUUAUUUUUUUUCUUCCUUCAUUCAACUUCUUGUUUCAAUACAGUUUUACAGAAACACAUUUCCCAAAGCAUAAGUUUUAAGCUGGAACAUUUCACACACACUACACCGAUUCCACAUUUAGGGGUUUAUUCAUUUUAAGCUGUACUGUAAAUGACCGGUAGCUUAUUUAUUCCAUUAUUUGUUUUUAACCCUGUGCUUCCCUGAUGUAUUUGCUAAUGCAUAUUCUUUUAUAUUUGACACUCCUGACUGAAUGUUUUUUUCUUUUCUUUCAGAAUUAUGUAUUUCAUUUCCCAUUUUAAAUAACCUUUCGUUUUUAUCUAUCACUUUCUCAUAUAUUUUCUUUAUGUACUUUUUAUCCAUCUUGGUUUAAUAUGAAUGCAAUUAAAUGCAUAAGUAUUUUUUA